Messenger RNA from Rhincodon typus (whale shark), 1431 nucleotides. Its product is annotated as toll-interleukin 1 receptor (TIR) domain containing adaptor protein. Lineage: Eukaryota; Metazoa; Chordata; Chondrichthyes; Orectolobiformes; Rhincodontidae. Gene Ontology annotation, biological process: signal transduction. The transcript has 4 exons. Bases 443 to 1153 code for a protein of 236 amino acids. The record is from RefSeq and is a predicted model, not a curated record.
GUAACCAGGAAGAAUGUGCUGAGCAGCUCAGAGUGUACUUUAACUCCACGUUGUGUGGUAAUUCAGUGAGAUUUGUAAUGUUCUGGGCACAGUGGAGUUCCUUUAUUCACACUUGCGUUAAUUGUGACAUUUUAAAAGAGGAGGCUGCUGAACAUCCACUUCUGCAAAAAUUAAAAUUACAGUGCUCAUUCUCAAUCGGUUGGUGCUAUUCUAGCCUCCUGAUGUCUUAAUUUGACUAAAACAUCCAAUUCAAACCGUUCAACCAGUGCCUUUCACUGAAAGAGUGGGAACGAGAAUAUCAGACACAACCAUGUUUGGACAGUAGAUUUCUGCUGACCAGAACUAAAGUUUCAAAAGGAAAUGUCCCAGUCUGCCUUGAGGAUUAAAAUGGCUGCUGUGUUUUAACAUUGUGGCAAAGAGAGAGUGCUCUGUUCAGCACCAGAUGGCUCGCUUCUUCAGACGGCUCAUAGACUUCAAGAGGAACAGGAACUCCAGUCCCAACUCCAGGCUGAAUCCAUGCUCCAGCCCCCAGACAAGUGACAGGACAAAAAGCCCCUGUGAAGACCCAAGAUCCUGCAGUCCCUCACUGCCCACAAGCCUACUGUCAUCACGGAAACUUGACAGCAGCGCCCGAUGGAGUAAAGAGUAUGAUGUGUGUGUCUGUCACACUGAGGAUGAUAUAAUGUAUGUUCAGGACCUUGUGUCUUUCCUCGAAUUGCAUCCUCACAGUCUGCGCUGCUUCCUGCAGCUCAGGGACGCCACUCCAGGGGGUGCUGUCUGCACCGAGCUUUGCCAAGCUGUCAGGGAGAGCCAUUGCUGGGUGUUGGUCAUCACACCCAGCUUUCUUAAAGACCCAUGGUGCAGGUACCAGAUGCAACAGGCACUGUCUGAAUCGCCCACGGCCAAUGGACGGAUCAUUCCAGUCCGUAAGCAACUGGAACGGAAGGAUUACCCACUGGAACUUCGCUUUAUGUUUGGUAUUGAUGUCAGGCAGGACAAAGAGAAUGGAUUCCAAAAGAUCAAGUGUGCUAUAAUGCAUUAUCUCGAGGAACUCAGUAGGACGGAGAGUGACUACAGACCCAGAGCACAAGAUGACCCAGAGUUCAAUAUGGAUACUGCCAGUGGAACACUAAACUCAAGUGGGAAUUGUUGAGCGACUAAAGGACAAUGCUGACUGAAAUCUGCUGUUGAGGAGAUGGGAUAUUGAAAAUGAAGUUAUUCUUGACUGAACCAAUACUUAGGGGCAACAUUGAAAACUGUUUGUUUAUGUAAUAGUCUAGGUAACUUUUCUUGUUCUUGUAUAUGCAUCUGUCUCUGUCAUUGGUGUGGUGUGUGUAUUGGCAGUGUUGUCCCCUGUUACUUUCCCAGGGAUGGAAAUCUGUCCCCAAAGGACAGUCAGAUGAAAACUGACAUUAAACUGACAUGGUUCGA